Molecule: messenger RNA, 2976 nt
Organism: Equus caballus (horse)
Lineage: Eukaryota; Metazoa; Chordata; Mammalia; Perissodactyla; Equidae
Gene: CLEC4E
Product: C-type lectin domain family 4 member E
Molecular function (GO): signaling receptor activity
Source: RefSeq, a predicted model, not a curated record
CCCUUGUCCUCCUUAUGCAAGAAAGGAAAUUGCGACUCAAAUACACAGCCACAGAAAAUGUUAAUAUUUUUAUGUCUUAAGGUUGAACUUCCUAAAAUACAGAUGAAGUGUUCAACCCUCAAGAUUCAUUUUCCUUGAAUCUUACCAACAAAACGCUCCUGGACUCAGAAAUUGAGGAGAGAAGGAGAGAGAGAGAGAGAGAGAGAGAGAGAGGAAGAGAGACAGAGAGAAAGAAUGAAUUCAUCCAAAUCAUCUGCAUCACAAUGCACAGAGAAAGAGUGCUUCUCUUCCCAAGUGUUCUUAUGGACUGUUGCUGGGGUCUCCAUGCUACUACUCAGUGCUUGUUUUAUCACCAAAUGUGUUGUGACAUAUCACAUCUUUCAAAUCUGUGGUGAGAAAAAGUUCCAGCCACAGGAGGAUUUCAUGGAGCUCUCCUGCCGUAAUGAAGGACCAAGUUCCGUCAAGAAUUGCUGUCCGUUGAAUUGGGUACAUUUUCAAUCUAGCUGCUACUUCUUUUCUAGUAACACCAUGACCUGGACAGCAAGUUUAAAAAACUGCUCAUACAUGGGAGCCCAUCUGGUGGUUAUCAACACCCAGCAGGAGCAGGAAUUCCUUUUCCAUGCAAAACCUAGAGAGAAAGAGUUUUAUAUUGGACUGACAGACCAGGUGACAGAAGGUGAUUGGCAAUGGGUUGAUGGCACACCUUUAACAAAGUCUCUGAGCUUCUGGGAUAUAGGGGAGCCCAACAACUUAGCUACAGUGGAGGACUGUGUCACCAUAAGAGACUCUUCAAACCCAAGGCAAAACUGGAAUGAUGUGGCCUGUCUCUUCCGUCAUUUUCGGAUUUGCGAAAUGCCGGAAAUAAAUACUUGAACAAAGAAAAACCUCUAAGAACAGAAAGCACAACUUAAAUGUAUAAAUGAGGAGGAACAAGGGAUGAACACAGCCUCAACUCCAACAUGAUAAAAGUGUCCACUGCACUUCAUAAGGGCUUCAAAAGUGUUUGUUACUUUGAUAGAAAUAAAAAUAGUAGCUUUGAAUGUUAUAAUUCAUUAUACUAACUGAAGUGCAUUUUUCUCUAUAUUAGUCUCAGGACUUCUUCUCAGAAUUUACUAGGAAAUUCUCUAGAAAAUGCUAGAAGAAAAAAUGCUCUUUUUGGUACGUUUGCUUCAUUUCUGAGUAUUUAUAUGAAAAUACAGGGACAUAGAACAAGUACAGAGUCCGACAAAGAAGAAGAUUUUGGAGAAUGCCUUUGAACAAUUGCCUGAAUUCAGGUUCUGUGUCAAUGCGUCUUCUUUCUAGUUCCUGAAAAAUCUGUCUUCUUUUCUUGAUUUCACACUGUUUUUAUCCCCUGCCCAAGCAUAUAUCCUACGUUCUUCUGUGUAAUGAGUAAGAAACUUCCUCAAGCAAUGAAACUUAUUUCUGCUUGAAAGACUAGUGUGGAUUUUCUUGCCAAAGGCCUUUAUUGCACCUUCUUAGGGAAAGGCCAUGCUAACUUUCAGCUCCAAACAGACUGUCAUCCAGUCCACUCAACCCAGAAACUCCCUUUUCUCUCUAGUCUCUACCUUUGACUAACUGGAUCUCACCUGAAUGUGUAUCUAUUGCUCUGCUAGAUCCAGAGUCCAAUAGUCAAAUUAUUCUAAGGAAUAUUCAGCUUGACGCGUUCCUGUCUCAAGCCUAUUCAUUUAUUGUGUAAUAUUCUAUCAAGACUGAUAAGAUUAGCCAACAUAUGCAAAUAAUAUGGCAGCUUUGAUAACCAUGUUUCUUGCAGACAGCACCAUAAAGAGACUCAAAAUUCAUACCUUGGAUUUAAUGUGUAAUCACUGAAUGGGAAAAUUCAAAAAAACAAGUAAAUAUAUUAGCAUUCCUGACAAAUGUUGAUUUCCCUUAGACAUAGAGACAAUCUGUGGUUUUGAAGUCAAUAUAUCUUUAAAACAAAAGUCGUUCAACCUAAAAGUAAUCCAAUAAAUAUAUCUUUAACUUUCUAACUCCUUUUUUUCAAAUCAUCGGCAUCAAUGAAGAAACACUGAAAGAUAUAAAGAUUUUUUUGUUCAUCAUUGUUUGCCUGCAGGUGGCUAUAGUUUGAUUAAGUUUUAUUUCAAUAUUAAAAGACCUGAAAAUAUUAAUGCAUAUUAUUUCACCAUAUAUUUAUCAUUUAAGUUAUACAAUUGACUUGGUCUUCAAAGUUUGGCAAGAAAAGAAACAGUUGCUAAGAGUUUAGUGGUUAGAGUAAAGAUCACUGGAACCUAAAUUAUUUAUCUGGAAAAUUGUUGUUUAAGAAGUAAAUUAUCAGUUGAAACUGUUUUAAAAUAUAAUUUUUUUAACACUUUGUCUGUAGAUUCCCUUACAUUUUCUAUGUAGAGAAUUAUAUUGUCUGUAUACUGAGCUAUCCAGUACCAUAGCUACUGCACAUUAAACUCUAGUCUUAGUUGAAAUAUGCUGGGAACCGUAAAAUAAAUACACACCAGAUUUUCGAGGACUUUAUUUGGAAAAAAAAAAGUGAAAUAUGUCACUAAUAAUUUUAUAUUGAUUACAUGUUAAAGUGGUAAUAUUUUUGAUAUAUUGGUUUAAAUAAAAUAAAUUAUUACAAUAAUAAUUUAUUUUUACUUUUUUGAUGUAGCUACUGGAAAAUUUAAGCAUAUUUAGUUCAUAUUUGUUACUUGCAUUUUAUUUCUUUUGGAAAAUUCUGGUCUGCAAAUAAUGAUAGUUGUGUUUUUUCCCUUUCCAGUUUUUCUGAUCCUACUAAGCUAGCUAAUACUACCAAUAUAUCGUUACACAGAAGCUGCAUUAGUGGGCAUCCUUGUUUUGUUCUUGACUUUAAAGGAAAUGCUUCUGAUGGUUUACUAUGAAGUAUAAUGCUUGCUAUAGGUUUGGAGUAGACCCUCUGUAGAAAAUUCCUAUUUCUUAUUUGGGAAAUGUCUUACACUAAAUGGUUUACUGAUUUUAUUAAACAAUGUUUAAGCAACUCUUUUUAAA